AUGAACGUCGAGUCUGACACUCGACGACAGAGAAGUAUGCCUUGCGGGGGAAAGGACGUCCAACAGGGCGAGACCGAGGGUAUGGGACUUGGAGUGCGGGUCUCCGUCACCUUCCACCGCACCAUCGCCGCGACCGCCAACACGAUCGGCAUCGGCAUUCUCGGUCUCGGCACCGGUCCGCUCCUCUGGAACGCCCUCUCGGAAUCCAUCGGUCGUCGACCCGCCUACCUGAUCGCAUGGACGCUCUACAUCCCCUGCACCGUCUGGCUCUCCCGCGCAGGCAGCUACGACAGCUUCGCCGCUGCGCGUUACUUUGCCGGUUUCUGCGGUAGUGUCUCUCAGACCGUACCCGCUUCGCUCAUCUCGGAAACUUUCCAGCCGGAACACCGUGGUGCUGCGGUGGCGGCCUGGACCGUGUUGUUGAUCGCAGGUCCCGUGACGGCUCCUGUGAUCGGUGCCGGGAUCUUGACCAGGACAGAGGAUUGGAGGUGGGUGUACUACCUGACUCUGAUUCUGGGUGGUGCCUUGUGGGUUUGUGUGUUGCUGUUCGUUCCCGAGACUCUCUACGUCGCCAACCCUAAUGCGCCCAGUACGGGAAACACGCAACACGCACUUCCAUCGACACUCGAUGAGAGCGAGAAGAAGGACUCGCACUCGAUCGAACACGGCACAUCCACACCGCCCCUCGCCAACUCGACCACCCUCGAAAGCGGCACCUACGGUCGCGUCGGUGCCGCCUGGUACCCAUGGAAAGAACCGGUUCGCUUCCUCAACGAAAUCGUCGCCCCUCUCAAGAUGGCCAUGUACCUACCGCUCCUCCUCCCCGCGAUCCUCUACGCUGUCAUCUUCAUGUGGUCUGUAGGCUUCACCGUUGUCAGCCCUCAAGUGUUCCCACGACCACCCUGGAAAUUCACCAACGUCCAAGUGGGUCUCGCCUUCAUCGCUGCUGCCGUCGGAGCACUCAUCGGCAAAUUCGCUGGAGGUUACCUCUCGGACUGGACCGUCAACUUUUUCGUCCGUCGAUCCGGUUCCACCGCCCGCGUACCCGAAUACCGUCUCUGGGCACUCCUUCCGCACGUCCCCCUCCUCACCAUCGGUCUGCUGCUCUACGGUAUCGGCUACAACAACAAACUCGGCUGGCCAGUCGAAGUCAUCGGCGGUAUCGGCGUCUACUACGUUUCGAACUCCGCAGCUGGUGGUAUCUUGCAGACCUACAUCAUCGAGUCGUACAUCACGAAGGCGGUUCACGGCAUCGCGCUGUUCAACUUUGUCAAGUGCUGUCUGGCGUUUUCCGCUCCCUUCUUCGUACCGGAGUGGGCGUUUGAAGGUUUCACAAAGGCAUUUGUGGUGCAGGCGGUGGUCACGGCCGCUUUGACACUGAUCACGCUGGCAGUGCUGUUGGGUUUCGGUGCAAAGCUGCGCAAGGCGCAGAAGAUGGUUUCCGUUGCGUGA
Molecule: messenger RNA, 1452 nt
Organism: Pseudozyma hubeiensis SY62
Lineage: Eukaryota; Fungi; Basidiomycota; Ustilaginomycetes; Ustilaginales; Ustilaginaceae
Product: transporter
Exons: 2
Coding region: 1-1452 (483 amino acids)
Biological process (GO): transmembrane transport
Molecular function (GO): transmembrane transporter activity
Source: RefSeq, a predicted model, not a curated record